ACAUUUUCCCCAAAAUGGUAUGAUCCAGAGAAUAAAGAGCGGCUGCGUCGCAUGCGUCAUCGGUCACAACUCGUUAAAAAAAUCGAAGAUCCGACGCUGUUUAACCUGCGAAGUCACUUCUGAACUUAGCCAAAACAAAAAAAAAUUAAAGAAUGGAGUGGACUCCGAUGGAAAUAAACCCCGAGAUGCUGAACAAGAUGAUGGGCAAGCUUGGCGUGGGUGGCUGUCACUGCGUUGACUUACUGGGGGUGGAGGAUGAUCAGCUCUCAGCUGUCCCCAAACCGUGCUGCGCCUUGAUGCUGCUCUUCCCCCUCACUCAACAGCAUGAGUCUUUCAGAGCUCAGCAGGCCGAUGAGGUUUCAGGAGGAUCUCAUGUUUAUUUCCUGAAGCAGACUGCAGUCAAUUCUUGUGGCACCAUUGCCCUGGUGCACGCCAUCGCCAACAUUAAGGAUAAAUUGACCUUUGACGGUGACUCCGUCUUGAACGCCUUUUUGAAGGAGACUGCCAACAUGUCUGCUGAUGAUCGUGCUAAAUGUUUGGAGAACAACAAGGCAAUCUGUGAUGCUCACAAUGAGGUUGCGAAGGAAGGACAAUGCCAGCCUGAAGCAGACGAAGUCAACUUUCACUUCAUUGCCUUUGUCAAUGUAAACGGACAACUUUAUGAAUUUGAUGGGAAAAUGAACGGACCAGUGAACCAUGGAGCUACCAAAGAGGAGUCUUUUGUUGCAGACGCAGCCAAAGUGUGCCGUGGAUUCAUGGAACGAGAGAAAGAUGAAGUUCGUUUCUCUGCUGUGGCUUUUUGUCAGUGUUAGAUAUUUGUCAGGUCUCUGAAUCAGCGAAUUGUAAACCACAAUGUUCUGAAGCCUUUUGCAUCGUAAACACAUUCAACCGGUACCUGCAGCGCUCUGUGUGCACGUACAUAUGCUGGCACUAUGCACUAUAGAGGAUUUCACCUCAUCACAGCUUAUUUUAGCAUUAGCACAUGUAAAAUCUUAUAAUCUUUUUGUUAUUCACACUUAGACUUGUGCAAACUGUUUCAUGUGAUGUCUCCAUUCUGCUGUGAAAACGUUAAAUGUUUUAUUUUUAAUAUGUUCAUCUGUGUCAAACUCGGACUGCUUGAUACCUUUUUGAACCAACAAGUAAUGAACUGAAGGGCAAAGUUUUUCUCUGCAAGCCUCCAGCUGUGUGGUGGUUAAAACAACUGGACAAUCCAAAAGCCCCAGAUGUAUCUGCAGGAAGAGAUGUUUUGUUCUAAUGUUCGAAGUAGUUUUCUUGAGUAUUGCACUAUUCUGUGAAACUGGAAUUUUA
Molecule: messenger RNA, 1308 nt
Organism: Nematolebias whitei (Rio pearlfish)
Lineage: Eukaryota; Metazoa; Chordata; Actinopteri; Cyprinodontiformes; Rivulidae
Gene: uchl1
Product: ubiquitin carboxyl-terminal esterase L1 (ubiquitin thiolesterase)
Exons: 9
Coding region: 153-812 (219 amino acids)
Biological process (GO): protein deubiquitination; ubiquitin-dependent protein catabolic process
Cellular component (GO): cytoplasm
Molecular function (GO): cysteine-type deubiquitinase activity
Source: RefSeq, a predicted model, not a curated record